ACUCGUUCAAAGAGAGGUAUAUUAGAAAAGGCCUCUCUGGAGGCAGUUGCUCAAUACAUUAAAGAUAACGAUGUUAAAAACAUCAUUGUAAUGUCUGGCGCUGGCAUCUCUACUGCUGCUGGUAUUCCUGACUUUCGUAGCAAGGGCACUGGCUUAUAUCACAAUCUUCAGAAAUUUAAUCUUCCUUAUGCUGAAGCUGUUUUUGAUAUUGAAUAUUUCCUUGAAAGACCGGAGCCUUUUUAUGCAUUAGCUAAAGAACUUUAUCCUGGUAGAUUUCUUCCAACAAAAACUCACUAUUUUAUACGACUUUUACAAGAGAAAGGAAUUCUUUUAAGAAAUUUUACACAAAAUAUCGAUACACUCGAACGUAUGACAGGCUUAGAUCCAACGUAUAUUAUUGAAGCACAUGGUAGUUUUGCAACUGCUUCUUGUGUUGAAUGUAAAAGGAGAGCAGAUCCUGAAAUGGUGAAGAAAGCAGCUUUAAAGGGACAAGUACCUCGAUGCAUAGAUUGUGAUCAAUUAGUUAAACCUGACAUCACCUUUUUUGGUGAAAAUUUGCCUAAACGAUUCUUUCAUCAUCUUCAGGAUUUUGAGAGAGCUGACUUAUUAAUUAUUCUUGGUACAAGUUUACAAGUUCAACCAUUUGCUUCACUUAUUGAGGAAGUUCCUGAACAUGUGCCUAGACUUUUAAUUAAUAAAGAACUAGCUGGUGUUCAUAGUAAAUCAAGAACAAGUGGUUUUGACUUUGAAUGGAAAAAUGGAUUAAAUCGUGAUGUUGCUUAUUUGGGUAGUUGUGAUGACGGUGUAAAAAAGCUUGCUGAAUUAUUAGGUUGGGAAAAGGAAUUAGAGCGUCUAUAUACAAAGGGUAACGAGAAAUUAAAGGCAGUUUGGAAAGCUGAAGAAGAAGAAAAAGAAGAAAAAACAAAAGCUACAGAAGAAGAGGUUAUUGUAGAUCAAAAGAAGGAUCCUGAAGUCGAACAACUAGCUGAAGAACUUGAACAAAAGUUAACUACAUUACAAAAGGAAGAUUCAUGUCAAGAACAAAAAGAAACGGCCGAGGAAAAGGAAGAUAAAGAUGAGAAAAAAAAAUGAAACUUCCUAAAUCGAAGCCCUUGAAUAUAAAUACUGAUGACAAGCUGAAACCAUUUAUUUUGUUACUAGACUAUUAUAUUGGCAUUAUAAAUAUAAUUUACAUAUCUAUCUAUCUAUAUACACAUAUAAUAUAGUAUAUAUACAUACGUAUACAUAUACAUAUAGAUAUAGAUAUAGAUAUAGAUAUAGAUAUAGAUAUAGAUAUAGAUAUAGAUAUA
Cokeromyces recurvatus is the source of this 1310-nucleotide messenger RNA. RefSeq names its product DHS-like NAD/FAD-binding domain-containing protein. Lineage: Eukaryota; Fungi; Mucoromycota; Mucoromycetes; Mucorales; Mucoraceae. The record is from RefSeq and is a predicted model, not a curated record. Gene Ontology annotation, molecular function: NAD+ binding; histone deacetylase activity, NAD-dependent. The coding region runs from base 91 to 1092 and encodes 333 amino acids. The transcript has 4 exons.